Prunus avium (sweet cherry) is the source of this 1178-nucleotide messenger RNA. RefSeq names its product adenosine-5'-phosphosulfate (APS) kinase 3 (gene APK3). The record is from RefSeq and is a predicted model, not a curated record. Gene Ontology annotation, biological process: sulfate assimilation. NCBI's taxonomy places the organism in Eukaryota, Viridiplantae, Streptophyta, Magnoliopsida, Rosales, Rosaceae. Gene Ontology annotation, molecular function: ATP binding; adenylylsulfate kinase activity.
UUUAGCAAUGGAGGAGGAGGAUGCGUCCAGAUUCAUUCCGAGUCCCAAAAAAACCCAAAAAGGCAAAAACCAAACAAGAUGCCUUGAAAACAGGGGCAUGGGUGGCCAUUUCCAUUUCCAUGCCCUUCUUCUUCUCCUCGCUUCUUCUAUUUUUGGCUUUGCCCUCCUCUCUCUUCUCUAGUAUAACACUUUUAGCUUUUGGGUUUGGCCCUCCCUAGCCUCGGCCAUCUUGUUUUUCUCUCGGGCAAAUAAGCAAACACGUGUCAGAAAAAUAUUAUCUGAUGUCUACUCUGAACAAUUCAACAAAUAUAUUUUGGCAAGAAUGUCCUGUUGGGAAGGUUGAAAGGCAGAAACUACUCAACCAAAAGGGAUGUGUUGUAUGGAUUACGGGUCUCAGUGGAUCAGGGAAAAGUACACUGGCAUGCUCACUAAGUAGAGAACUGCACUCCAAGGGAAAGCUGUCAUACAUCCUUGAUGGAGACAACCUUCGGCAUGGUCUGAACAAGGAUCUUGGUUUCAAAGCAGAAGACAGGGCUGAAAAUAUACGCAGAGUUGGGGAGGUAGCAAAACUGUUUGCGGAUGCUGGAUUGAUCUGUAUUGCUAGUCUGAUAUCUCCUUAUAGGAAAGAUCGUGAUGCUUGCCGUGCAAUGUUACCAGAACCAAAUUUUAUUGAGGUUUUCAUGAACAUGCCCCUAGAAUUAUGUGAGUCAAGAGAUGCAAAAGGACUUUACAAGCUUGCACGUGCUGGAAAGAUUAAAGGUUUUACUGGAAUAGAUGAUCCAUAUGAACGACCAUUGAACUGUGAGAUAGAAAUAGAACAGAAAGACGGAGUUUGCCCCAAGCCUGCUGCCUUGGCAGGACAAGUAGUGUCCUACUUGGAGGAUAAAGGAUUUCUUCAAGUUGAGUGAUUUACCUUUCUUUGCUUAGCCUUGGAUCUCUGUCAAUCCGUCACUUUCGAGUUAAAGGAUUUCAUUAAAAACACGAUUAGUUGGAUCAACCCUGCUCUAAGACCACCUGGCAAUCGUUUGGUGGGUUAGUAGGUACUAAUUGCGAGUACAUAUUUUUGGUUAAUAUCUUUUGUUUACUGGUAUAAUAGGGUGAGAAAUUGGGAGUUCCACAGUUUCGAAUUAGCAGAACAUUAUGUGGCUAAUUCUUAUAGUUUGUUCUUUAAAGAGAAA